Anopheles merus is the source of this 688-nucleotide messenger RNA. RefSeq names its product oxidoreductase-like domain-containing protein 1. The coding region runs from base 235 to 558 and encodes 107 amino acids. The transcript has 2 exons. The record is from RefSeq and is a predicted model, not a curated record. Gene Ontology annotation, cellular component: mitochondrion. Lineage: Eukaryota; Metazoa; Arthropoda; Insecta; Diptera; Culicidae.
ACGGGAUGAUUACGUGAAGUUGUCAUUAGAAAAAUUAGAAGUAAACAUUAGCCAGCUGAUUGGGGUGGUUUGUUUUUAUCAAAUUUGUUCGGUUUUUCAAACAACAACAGCUCUUUUACUCGUUCUGAAGUGGUUGAAGUGAUAUUCCCAUACUUAAAUUUGCAAUACUAAAAUCAAUUUCUACUAGAUUUACGAUACCAAACAUCUUGCAUCUUCGGGUGCAAGGUGCAGGCAAUGAACUGCGUUAUACUGUACGCAAUCCGCAAUGCUCAGCUAAGAAAUGUAGCUUAUCGCUUUUGCUCAUCUAGUACAACUGGUUCCGAUCGGACAGCAGAUGAUAGUGUGCCAGAGCUACCUCCCGAACCGACAACUUGCUGCAUGUCCGGCUGCCAGAAUUGCGUGUGGAUUCAGUACGCGGCGGACCUUACCAAAAUACUAGACGAUGGCGGCGAAAAGGCACGUGAAAUUGUGCUGGAAAAGAUAUCCGACCCGAGCUUGAAGAUGUUUUUGAAAAUGGAACUGCAAAAUAUGCCACCGCCGAAGAACGAUCCCACGUGAAAAGCCAGGCAGGAUUGCAGCAACAAGGAUAGAUUAAGGGUUCGUAAAGCGUAAUUUCAGACACUAACGUUUAGGUAGGAAUCUAUUUUAAUUCAAAACUUAAAAUAAACUUGUGAUAUCAAAGAGGAAA